Messenger RNA from Punctularia strigosozonata HHB-11173 SS5, 1203 nucleotides. RefSeq lists its product as uncharacterized. NCBI's taxonomy places the organism in Eukaryota, Fungi, Basidiomycota, Agaricomycetes, Corticiales, Punctulariaceae. The transcript is spliced from 13 exons. The record is from RefSeq and is a predicted model, not a curated record. The coding region runs from base 123 to 1151 and encodes 342 amino acids.
GCAAACUGAUGCAAUCCAUAAGAUCAAUUGAUUGGGCGGUCCUGCUCGAACUGCUGAGCGCUCGUUCUUGCCUUGCAACUAUAAAUGAACCGAGGCUUGCCAGAGUGUCGACUUACUGAGACAUGUCGCCCCUCACCGUAGCUGACGGAGAGUUAAUCGGCUUUGUGCUACAAACCGUAGCUUAUGGUAUAUCGCUCCCAUUAUCAGUUGCCAGCAUCGUUCUCCUUCUCCGAAGAUCAGGGCGGCAAGCCGUUGACACGGACAAGCAUUCUCGGUCCCGGUAUAUCCUUGUAUGGGCCGCCGUGGUGCUUACCUUACUAACCACUGCCCAUUGGAUCAUCGACGUUGAUCGGAUUUACACCGCUUUCUUGCUGGACAUUGACAAACCAGGCGGCGCCAUAGCCUCCCUAGGUCGCCUUUCUGAUGCAAAAUAUGUAGCUCGCAGUAUUUUGUUCAUCCUGGAAGCCAUCGUCUUGGAUAGCCUUCUCGUGUACCGAGUGUACUUAAUAUGGAACAAAAACAUAUCCGCCGUCUGUGCUCCUUUGCUAUCGACCCUUGGAACAUUCGCGGCUGGCAUGGGGACGGUGCAGAAGCUGACUACAAUUCGCCCCGGGGAAGACAUCUUUCUGGAUUCUACAGGCGUAUGGAUAGCUGCGUCAUUCUCGUUGACCCUCUGCACGAAUGUUAUUGCGUUAGCGCUCGUCGCCUACCGGAUUCUUGCAAGAGAACGGAAGAUGAAAUGGGUCAUCGGGGCCGUCACGCUAAGGCCGAUUUUUCAAGUACUCCUCGAAGGAGCGGCACUUUUCAGUAUCUGCAAUAUGACGACGAUCAUAACCUACGAGCUGAAAUCCAAUGUCCAGUCAAUUUCGGUCAAUUUGACCAGUCCUAUCAUUGCCAUCUCAUUUUCGUUGAUUACCAUCCGAGUGACAUCGGGCUCGGUUAAAUCAGCCGUUUUUGCGCCGCGCCCUCAAAGAUUAGGUCUAGGAAGCUCUGCCUUGCAAAACAGAUAUCCUAUGGAAGUGCGUGUUACCAGCGAAGAUGCGUACAGCGAAGAUGCACGCAGGAAGAGUUGCUCCAGCCUCAAAUUCACACCUGUAACGGACACGUGUUGUCGGGAUAUCCGGACGUCAAAGGCCCAAGUGGAGGUCUGAUAGUUUGACAGUUUAGCUACGUUAUCCCGAGUGUUUUCCUCGUGUUCCGUUC